AUGCCCAAUUACCUGGCUCGCGCGACUGUGUUUUCGCAGCGCCUCUUUAUGGAUAUCGAGAACAAGCAAGCCCAGCAGGCCAUGCUGUUUCAACAGUCGCACCUAGACUUCCUCCAUCACCCCGCCACCACAGCCAUAAUCGUGGACAAGGAUGCUUCUAGAUCCCGACGAUCUUCCGCCCCUUACGGCACCAGUGGCACUCCCCAUCACACAAUGAACCACGAUGUCGAAAGUGGUCCUGCUAAUGAAGCAGACGAACGUCGGGCUCUUCUCCCCAGAGGGGGCACAAGUAGCACUGGAUCUUCUGACACGCAAGUCGAAGAACAUGGCUUUUGGUACAGGCUUCUGGUCGACACCGACAAUACCCCAGGUUUCGAGAGCCGCAAUCUGCUUCCCAAGCCACUGGGUCUCCUUGCCGGCCAUCUGGAAUGGAGUACUGGUUCUAUCUUCUGGCUCAACUUCAUUGCCAUUCUCCCCCUCGCUUCAAUUUUAUCUCGCGCGACUGAAGAUUUGUCCGGCCAUCUGGGAGCGACCUUGGGUGGCUUGUUGAAUGCAACAUUUGGGAAUGCAGUUGAAUUGAUUGUCAGCAUCAUCGCGCUAUCAGCAGGCGAACUCGAGGUCGUUCAAGCCUCUAUGCUUGGCUCGAUCCUGUCUAACCUGCUGCUGGUACUUGGGAUGUGCUUCCUCCUCGGCGGCCUCACAAACAUGAAAGACAAAGAUGGCCGCGGCAUCGAGCAGACUUUCGCCCACGGUAAUGCUCAGAUCACUGGCUCGCUUCUGGCACUCUCUUGCGCCUCCAUGAUUUUUCCUGCCGUCUUGUACGGCGUGCUCGAUCAAUCUGACGCCGAAAGGGACAAGACCGUGCUCAUGCUGUCUCGGGGCACUUGUGUCAUCCUACUCCUAUUGUACUGCCUUUACCUAGUGUUUAUCAUGCACACCCACAAAGAGUUGUUCAGCGAAGACAAAGACGAGGAUGAAGUAACCCAGCUGGGGCCAUGGGAGGCUUCGAUUCUUCUUCUCGUCACGACUCUCAUCAUCUCAUUCUGUGCGGAUUACAUGGUUGAGACCAUUGACGCACUAGCAGCAUCAGGCAAGAUGAGCAAGACAUUUAUUGGAUUGAUCCUCAUUCCUAUCGUCGGCAAUGCUGCCGAACAUGCUGCUGCUUGCACCAUGGCGAUCAAGAAUAAGAUGGACGUGGCAAUGAGUUGCGCUAUUGGCUCCGGCAUCCAGAUCGCCUUGCUGGUCACUCCUGCGUUGGUCAUGCUGGGCUGGGCUAUUGGACAACCCUUGUCCCUUCAUUUCGAGACUUUCCAAACCGUGGCCUUUGCCCUUUCUGUUCUGGUUGUCACCUAUACCGUGCAGGACGGCAGGUCUAACUACCUCGAGGGCGCAAUGCUUCUCGGCCUCUACUGCAUCAUUGCCCUCGCCUUCUGGGCUAGCCCCGGAGAUGCCCUCGGAAAGGGCUCCAUCCCGUGGAACUAA
Messenger RNA from Thermochaetoides thermophila DSM 1495, 1482 nucleotides. RefSeq lists its product as uncharacterized. Gene Ontology annotation, biological process: intracellular calcium ion homeostasis; calcium ion transmembrane transport. The coding region runs from base 1 to 1482 and encodes 493 amino acids. The transcript has 6 exons. Lineage: Eukaryota; Fungi; Ascomycota; Sordariomycetes; Sordariales; Chaetomiaceae. Gene Ontology annotation, molecular function: calcium:proton antiporter activity. The record is from RefSeq and is a predicted model, not a curated record. Gene Ontology annotation, cellular component: fungal-type vacuole membrane.